Portunus trituberculatus (swimming crab) is the source of this 671-nucleotide messenger RNA. Its product is annotated as cytochrome c oxidase subunit 5B, mitochondrial-like. Lineage: Eukaryota; Metazoa; Arthropoda; Malacostraca; Decapoda; Portunidae. Bases 80 to 445 code for a protein of 121 amino acids. Gene Ontology annotation, cellular component: mitochondrial envelope. The transcript is spliced from 3 exons. The record is from RefSeq and is a predicted model, not a curated record. Gene Ontology annotation, biological process: mitochondrial electron transport, cytochrome c to oxygen.
ACGCAAUCCCCAGCCUUCACUCCGGCGAUCAGCUGACGAGAGACGACUCCUGCUGCUCCACAUCACGAUUAUUCCCACCAUGGCCUCCCUCCUCGCCCGCUGUGUCACCGUCUCAGCCCGCCGCGGCCUGCACGUGUCCGCGGUGAGCUGUGCCAACAAAAUGAUGGCUGACCCCCUGGAGCACGCGACAGGUCUGGAGAAGCAGGAAUUGCUAGCCAAGGCUGCUGGCAAUGAUAACCCCUUUGACAUGAGGGUGUACAAGCGUGUGAGCGGCGACAAGAGCAACCCAACUGUCGUGCCUUCUUUCUAUGAGAAGAGGUUGGUAGGAUGCAUAUGUGAAGAAGAUGCCACCUGCAUCAACUGGAUGUGGCUGGAGAAGGGAGAGACCAAGCGAUGUGAGUGUGGGUACUGGUUCCAGCUAGCCGAAGGGAAACCCAUGGUCUAAUAUGCUUAAUGGAUAGAGCUUCAGUUUAAGGUUUUCAUGAAUGAGUAUUUAAUGGUUUUGUUGGAUCAGUGGUGCCGUGUGUCAUUCCUUUCCUGUAUUCUCUUGUAUAUAUGAACUGAUCUGGCUACUCAGAGAUUUACAAAGGAGUGCCAAGUAAGUGAAAAUGUGGAUUUGAACAUCUUGUAAUUAUGUAAGUAGACUGGAAAUAAAAGAGAAUUCCCAUUCA